GUUGAUGGUCGGGGCCGCCUGCCAGCCUUCGGCGAAAAUAAAGCUUUCUACUUGGUGUUUACACUGGAUGAGAAAUGGGAUUAUGGUUACAUUCCAUCCCAGAGUCAGUCUGUUCGAAGACAAGUCCUUCUACGGUCCAGUGCCUCUGGAGGAAACCAUCUCCCAUGGUUCCUUUGUAAUCACGCACCCACGGAAGACAAAAAUGAACUGCUGGAGGUUCUGCUUCUUGCUUACAUGCAACGGAUGGCACUCGACAUGGCUGAGCGCGAGCCUGAAUCCUAUAACUUCCAUAGCAACCUUCCGAAGGAACUGGAGAAAUGCGAACUCGACUAUCACGAAAUGGGUUGCCUUGAGGACAAAGUGAACUGUGACAAUGCCUGGAUAAAUGUAACUGCAAUUCACAUACAAGUGCCAGGCUCCUACCGAUUUUGGGAGCUGCUGCCACAGCUGUUUGCUGUCAAGGAUGUCGAGGCAAAGUGGGAGAUUCUGUCUUCUCUGCCACCAGUACGUGAGAGUCAUCUCCAGGCUAUAGCAGUUUUUAAUGAAAAGCUCAUCCGCGCAUAG
This is a messenger RNA of Dibothriocephalus latus, 564 nucleotides long. The record is from the annotation of a GenBank genome assembly. NCBI's taxonomy places the organism in Eukaryota, Metazoa, Platyhelminthes, Cestoda, Diphyllobothriidea, Diphyllobothriidae.